CCAUUUUAUGCUCAAAACAACUAACGUGAAUUUGACCAAAUCGUCUCGCAACGUCGGGAACUGUGUAGAACUAUGGUGAACAGAGAAUGGAAGAUUGCCCAAAAGUUCUCUGGAAGCUCCCUGAAAGUACUGGCGUCAUCACAGACUCAGUCUCUCGCGUCUAUAAACGACAGCCAUGCCUUCGACCAAGCAUCGGAAGAAAUCUGUUCAUCACAUACUCUCAACGACGCUAACUUAUUCGCUGUUUGGCUGACAUCAAUACAAUGUCUCUGAUUCCAAGCAUCUUUGGAGGUCGCCGGAGCAACGUCUUCGAUCCAUUCUCUCUCGAUGUCUGGGAUCCGUUUGAAGGAUUCCCGUUCUCUAACACCGUCGCCAAUGCGGGUGGCUCGGCCAGCGAGACGUCCGCGUUCGUGAACACGCGCAUCGACUGGAAGGAGACGCCGGAGGCUCACGUGUUCAAGGCGGAUCUUCCGGGGCUGAAGAAGGAAGAGGUCAAAGUGGAAGUCGAGGAAGGGAGAGUGCUGCAGAUCAGCGGAGAGAGGAGCAGAGAGGAGGAGGAGAAGAAGGACAAGUGGCACCGCGUGGAGCGGAGCAGCGGAAAGUUUCUGCGGAGGUUCCGGCUGCCGGAGAAUGCUAAGAUGGAACAGGUGAAGGCGUCCAUGGAGAAUGGCGUCCUCACUGUGACGGUUCCCAAGGAGGAAGUGAAGAAACCUGAGGUUAAAUCCAUUGAGAUAUCGGGUUAGACUGCUUUGAAUAUGGACAUCCGUUUUGUGAAUUUGGGAGAUAUAAUGAGUUUUGAUUGUUUUUAAUGAAUGUCUGAGUUGUUAAAAUUUCUUAUGAAUGUAAUGUAAAAUUGUAUGCCUGCAGAGUGCAGUCCAUCUUUAUCAAUAAUUUGUGUGUUCUUCUAUGCAUUGCUUUCCCACAAACAUUAAACUUUGUUUACUGAGAAAUUUAUCUGACAAAAUAAAGCCAUGUGCGGAUGUAGAACAUGUUAUGAACUCGCAGAGCCAUAUUUGGUAAAGCUCAAAUUAUUUAAAAGUCUGGGUUUGUUCAAAC
Molecule: messenger RNA, 1056 nt
Organism: Cuscuta europaea
Lineage: Eukaryota; Viridiplantae; Streptophyta; Magnoliopsida; Solanales; Convolvulaceae
Source: the annotation of a GenBank genome assembly